Molecule: messenger RNA, 466 nt
Organism: Coccinella septempunctata (seven-spotted ladybird)
Lineage: Eukaryota; Metazoa; Arthropoda; Insecta; Coleoptera; Coccinellidae
Exons: 1
Coding region: 125-466 (113 amino acids)
Source: RefSeq, a predicted model, not a curated record
UCAUAGUUUCUUUUCGAAGAAAAUUAAUCAAAAUGCUUCAUGAAUCUUUGAAUCUGAUUCUGUACAACAGAAAAGGUGGGUUCAUUUCAGAUUGACAAAGUGCGAAAGUUGAACUGAAAUCGAGAUGAAAACAAUUCUCCACCUCAUUAUAGUGAGUGCGUUAUCUUUUGUACUGAAUGGACACUCGGAGCAUUCCCAAUCGGCCAUCACAUCAACAUUUUCGGACCAUAACGUUAACGAUUUAUUGCACCGCAAGGAAUUUCAGCCAUUUUCCGGACUAGAUAAGGCUUGUAGCAACGAGAACGAGAAGGCCUUGUACAAUCAUUUGACGAGGGAGGGAGACCAAGAUAGCAGCAUCGAGUCCAUAACCAUUGGCUUUCUUGGUGCCUAUGGUUCCACUCAAGUAGUGCUAGGGGCUCUGCCUCUAGCAGUCGAGGCAGUGAACAAAGAUGCAGGUAUGAAAUGA